Panicum virgatum (switchgrass) is the source of this 1195-nucleotide messenger RNA. RefSeq lists its product as uncharacterized. NCBI's taxonomy places the organism in Eukaryota, Viridiplantae, Streptophyta, Magnoliopsida, Poales, Poaceae. The record is from RefSeq and is a predicted model, not a curated record. Bases 104 to 1195 code for a protein of 363 amino acids. The transcript has a single exon.
CGACGGUGUAGUACGCACACCGGCGUGUAUAAGAAUGUAAGACGACUCCGGCGGCGAGCCAGAUUGAUUCCAGCAAAGUCAGGCUAAAAUCGUAGAACUAACCAUGCUCUUCCAUAACCCCUGCCCACAGAACAGUUUUUCAUACAUCCGUGAUCUCACAUCAUCCUACACCGACAAGAGAAAUGACUCUGCCAUGGUGUCCGCCUCCGUCAUCAUGUUCGCCCUCACCGGCCUGUUCUUCAACCUCAACCUCUUCAGCGGCGUCUCUGACGUCAGCGCCAUCGUCCACCCCAAAGUCCGCCUCUUCCUCUCCUCGGCACUCUCCCUCUUCCUCCCCGUCAUGUCCUACCUCUUCUCCGAGGCCAAGAAUGCCGGGUUCUCAUCGAGCCCCACCCCCACCCCAUUGACGACGACGGACCUGUCGCUGAGGGCUGUACUUAUCCUGGCAUGGAUGCUUCUGGUGGAGCUCCUCCGCAAGAAAGUGGACGUGAUCCACAUGCACAGCUACUCGGGCACCGUCCAGCGUGCCGCACGCGUCAUCUGGCUGGGAAACCUUGUCUUCUUCAACAUCAGGGCCAUCAGUCGGAAGGUGGUGUUCAGCGUCCUUUGGAUCAUCUGCGCUACCAAACUUGUGCAGAGAAUCGCCUUCACCGAGGCCGGGAAGCGCUCGUACGCCCAUGGCAAGAACGCCCGGGUCAUCAGCUCCUACAUGGCUCAGAUGCUAGUAGAGCACUGUCGUUUGAGUAGUGCCCGUGAUGUGGAGCAGCAGCAGGGAGGAGACGAGCUGCUCAAGAGGUGCAAGUACAUUGUCAUGGGAGAAGAGGAGCUAGUGGAGGAGCCCACUGCCGAUGGCUACAAGCUGAAAAAGGUGACCUCAGACUCAGAUAGCAGCAGCAGCAUCGUCACAGUGGGGAAAGUUUGGGAGUUUGCCGAUGAACACAAGCUCUUCAAUUCCUCGGACAAAAAUGACCAGCUGAAAAGGAUCUGCCUCUCAUUUGCUCUCUUCAAGUUGCUUCGUCGAAAGAUCGAGCACCCGCAGGGGAUGACCGGCAAAGAAGCCUGCGAUUGCCGGGACCUCAUAUUGAGGGGCCUGUACAACAAUGAAGCCGACGAGCUUGCUGCAACUAGCUUCUCUCUCUUUAUUGCUUCUUUUCUCUUCUUGCUUUUCAAUAAAACACUUGAACUUAAUUCAUGA